UGGAGGGAAUUGGAUAGUUGCCCUCACUCUCCUUCAAGGAAUGGCUGUUUCCAAAGCACUUCUUGUGUGCUUAUACUACACCACCUGGCUAUUAUCCUUCUCUACAGAUGGUUCUGGCCUACAGUACAACACAGAGGCUUACAAUCUACUCCCUCCCCUACUCAAGGAAUUGUCCCAACGCCCAGAGUUAACAGUAGGAAUGCCAGUACCCCAGUCAAUAGCCAUAAAGUAUAUGAAACAACUAUACAAGAUGUCUGCCACCAAGGAGGGAAUUCCCAAGGUUCAUGAAAGCCCUGAGUACAACACAGUGAGGCUAUUCACUCCAAGGACAGAAUGCAAACCAACACACAAGGUGGAGCGUAAAGAUGUCCUGCAAUCAAUGGAUUUGACUUUCAAUGUUGGCCGCGUGUCUGCUUUGGAACAGAAUCUCCAGUCAUUUUUACUUUACUCUGUUAGCAAACAAUACUCCUCAUCCAACCUCAGUUGCACAUGCAGCGUAGAGAUACUGGACCACGAUGACACAAGCCCAGUUUGUCCCCAUGCACCACCAUUCUUCCAAUUUCAACUUCGUGGUAGACAAAGGUGGGUUGAGAUAGAUGUGACAUCUUUCCUUCAACCACAUAUUUCCAAUAACAAACAAAAUAUUCACCUGACUUUAAAUCUAACUUGCCUGAAGAAUAGCAAACCCUAUGCUUUUGGAAUGGAGAGACCAUUUAAGAUCUCAAGGUCUCCACCAUGUUUACUUCUUUACCUUAAUGACACAAGUCAUAAAGCAUACCACAGAAAAAGAAAAAAAUUUGAGGUUGCAGAACCUGCAGCCUGGUAUGAAAAAGGCAGAGUUAUUUCAAACUUCAUUGAUGAAUUAGGGGGUGGUCUACAGUUGGCUCAAUCCUCUCGUCACCGAAGAGAUGAGGACAGUGUGGUUGAAGAAGAGGAGACUAUUUCUGAAACAUUCAAUUUCAGUGAGUACAUCAAACGAUUUGUUUACCAUCAACAUGAAUGCGAACUUCACCAAUUCAGACUUCGCUUCAGCCAGCUCAACUGGGACAAGUGGAUACUAGCACCACAUCAUUAUAGCCCUGACUACUGCAAAGGAGAGUGCCCAAGGGUUGUAGGCCAUAGAUAUGGUUCUCCUGUUCAUACCAUAGUGCAGAACAUAAUCUAUGAAAAACUGGACUCCACUAUUCCCCGUCCAUCAUGUGUCCCUUCUGAAUACAGACCAAUGAGUGUUUUAAUAGUAGAACCAGAUAACUCCAUUACUUACAAAGAGUACCAAGAUAUGAUUGCCACCAAGUGCACGUGCCGCUAG
This is a messenger RNA of Pelobates fuscus (common spadefoot toad), 1309 nucleotides long. It is a transcript of the gene GDF9, whose product is annotated as growth differentiation factor 9. The record is from RefSeq and is a predicted model, not a curated record. The coding region runs from base 41 to 1309 and encodes 422 amino acids. Lineage: Eukaryota; Metazoa; Chordata; Amphibia; Anura; Pelobatidae. The transcript is spliced from 2 exons. Gene Ontology annotation, cellular component: extracellular region. Gene Ontology annotation, molecular function: cytokine activity; growth factor activity.